Molecule: messenger RNA, 3536 nt
Organism: Amoebophrya sp. A120
Lineage: Eukaryota; Dinophyceae; Syndiniales; Amoebophryaceae
Source: the annotation of a GenBank genome assembly
UCUACUUCGUCGACGAAAAAGCUGCACCGUGAGAUCUUUUCAUCGGAGCUCUUUCCACCCUCCAGAAUUGUUCUGCAGAAAGAAGUGGAGACCACGCGCCGCCUCCGUGCCAACAACAAGUCGCUGUCGCCACGAUUUCUGCGCGGCAGUAGACCGAGCACAAACAAGGAAGUAGAAGUGCUGGGAACAACUUCCGUGCUGUCGAAAAAACACGGAAGGACAACUUCUGCACCCAGGACAAGGAGCACUCCGGCCGUUUAUCGUGGUGCAAAAAAUUAUGUUGCCGGAGACGAAGGCGACGACGAGAGCGAGAGCAGCUUGUCCCAGAUGCAACCUGGUAUAAUAAAUCGCUUUACCUUUAGCCCGCGGCACUACCGCAAAGGACCACCCCGAGCAGGCGCUUUCAAAGGAACCACCGCGAGCCUCACAGAAACAGCUCCUGAUGAAGACGUCGGGGCUUCUUUAUUGCUGGGGAACAAGAAUAAGAAAAACAGCAGAAACAACUACAGCUGGUGCGAAGAUUAUAACCCGGAUCCAUGGACGAGCAGCGGAUCUACUAUCUCGGAGGGUCGUGCAGCAGCCGCGUUGGAGGACGUAUGGGACGUCGUAAUGCAGGGCCAGGAAACGCCGGAGGAUCCGCAGCCGCACUUAGAUGAACAUGAAUCAGAAUCCGAACAAGGGUCCUCUACUUCAGGAACAAGUGAAGUCCCCAGCUUGAAAAGCGAAAAGCGGAAGAGAAGGAAACGCAAGAGGAAAUCACACCAGGAUCAGGAUGUUGAACAGGCGGAAAGCGAAAGCGAACCUCUUCAGGUACAACUAUUGGAGCAAGAAGGAGAGGAGAAAAAGUGCUGCGCCUGUUGCGGGAAGUGCUUGGUUGUUUUCUUCCUUCUUUUUACUGCCGUCGCAUUCCUGGAACUUGCCACGGUGAACAACUGGUUCAACCGCCCGUUUCCAGGGGGUUAUGCAUUGCAAAAAUGUAGUCUGGGUUUAGAAGAAUGUAGGACUUGUCAUGCUUGUCUGGCAUGACUCUUAGAUCUGUGAUGCGUAAGCAGGAAUGGGGCCUCUUGCCUGUCAUGCAAAAACGCAGUUUGCGUUUGCCAUGCGGAAAGUGUAGCACUUUUUUGGCUCAAGCAGAAGCGUAACACUAGCGGGCACGCCAGCCCCCGCUCGUUGCUGCCUAUGCAGUCGAGUUCAACUCAGUCGCGAGACCGUAUUUGUGUUCGGCGGACGAUUCAGGGCCUGCUGGUCCUCACGCGUUCUGCAACAAAAGCAAAGCGGUGGGCACAAGAAGGAAGAUCGAAGGGCGUGGGGUCAUUAUGUAUGAAGGGGAUUGCCGGUCACCCUUGAGUGGUAAGUUCCGAGGCGAUUCCGGUUUACGAUUCCAGUCCCCCCUCCCACCCUUUGCUUCUGUUGCAGAACAGGGCUGCACUACGACUGCCACGCACAAACUAAGCUUUAAGUUGUCGCUGUGCCCCAGGUGGGUUGCCAGUCAGCAGCGCCAGACAACUGGCCGAUGGUUUGACAACUGUGGUCCGUGCACUUGCCCUGCUCGCCUGUGCCGCAGGUAAGGCACAAAUGGUCCAGCCUCCCCUGUCCGGGUGGGGUUGCGGCUUAAGGGAGAGUCUCGCCCCUUAACCCUAAGGGGUGCGUCGUCUCUUCCGUGAGAACAAAAACAUAUGGCGUAAAAUGGGUCGGGUCCUGGAUCGUUCUGUAUGUUGGGCUGUCGCGCUCGGCUAGCUGGCCGGGCUGUACUGAUCAAGGGUGGUGGGUAGCUCCCGACUGGUUGGUACUUUUCUUGGGGCGACUUGCCGUGGUAGCGCUCGGCUUUUGUAUGAUGAGGUCGCCGAAAGUGCUUCCUCGCCCACCCCCCGGGGAGGGGAUCCUUGACCUGUGGCGCUGGGAGCGGGUGUCCACUACAUGAUGAUGAUGAUGCGGAAAACGAAACACAUGGCAUUAAAAAAACUUGUCAUGCUUGGCUGCAUAUUGUACGUAGUGCGCUCACCAUUCAGAGAUGAUUUGCAUCGCAAGUUUCCAGACCCAGACAUAUUUGCAAGCCAUAGGGGUCACUACCACCCGAUUCGGAACCGAAAUGACUACAACAACGAAGGUAAAGGUAUACUUCUUUCAGUUGGAGUAGGACUUCAUUUCUCGGAAGUGUUUGAUGAUGCACAAACUACGACGCUAUGGUGCUGUGCUGUAAGUAAAUCGAAACUGCUUGAUAAAAUAAAUGCGAAUGCAAAUGAUCAUUUAAUUACAGAUUACCCGUUGCCAGUCGUCAGUGACGCUGACACAAAUCAAGAAGGCGCUCUAAAAACUACGCACGGCCAGAAACAACAACGGCGGCCUUGGUCAACAGCUGCUGGAAGUUCGGGCUCGACACCGCUCCUGCCACGCGACGUCCUCGAGCAGAAUGUUCCGUCGCACGGUUCUCGUCGAAAAAGCGCUGGUGAACAAGGUACCACAGCAGAGCAUCGUCAAGCGAAAAAUAUUAAUAAACCCUCCCCCCGCAAGAAGAACAUCUCGUUUCUCGACCGCGCAAAGCAGGCGGAGUACGCGUCGCAGAUCGCGUGGAAUAUGAACCUCGCCACGGAAACCAGUGGGCCAGAAUCCGUGCUGCCGCAGACGGAUCGGAAGCACUUUGAGUUCAUCGUCGGCAACCUGGAGCGUUCGCGCCUGGACUGGCACAGCCGCAGCGGGUGGGCCUUUUUGGCACAGCACGUGGAGUAUGCAUUGCAAAAGUAUCGUACUCGUAUAAAUGCAUUACACAUUUCCCCAGCAUGAGAAAUGAAAUUUGUAAUGCGGAUUUACCUUAAGAACAAGAUUUGUAAUGCAAGGCCCGCAUGUGUACGAUUGCGAUACUUUUGCACAGGAUAUGGAGCCGGGGCGGACGAUCUUGUGGCUGAUUUUCCGCGGCACCAUCACGCAGAAGGAAUGGUUCUUAUCCUGUGCAAAAGUAUCGUAUUCGUAUAAAUGCAAGUCUUGCAUUACAAAUUUUUUUCUCAAGGUAAAUCCGCAUUACAGAUUUUAUUUCUCAUGCUGGGAAAAUUUGUCAUGCAUUUUUUUUACGAGUACGAUACUUUUGCAGUUCAUAGUUCUACGACAUCAGCAAUCACGACCCCGCCGAAGGCAUGCCGGUCUUCGAGGUACCGCUGGAAGUAGAUGAGCUAGUGCAGCUUAUCCUGAGUAAAAACGGACCCACACCAGAGUCAGGAUGAGGAUUUUGCAACACAAACCUAGGAGUUUUGGGAGUCACGCAUGACAAGUUGCACUAUGCAGUGUAGUGCAGGUUAGCAAGUGCAGCCGCAUCACAGAUUCAUCUGCUCAUCCUGUUCACAGCAUCACAAAUUCCAAAACACGAUUGGAAAUGGCUCUCAUGGGGAUGCGCAUUACAAGUCUUCCUGUCUUUGCAAAUCUGCAUUACAACUCUGGCGUGGGUAGGUUUUUACUCAGGAUACAGCUUGAGGACGACGAGGAUCUCGGUCGUGCACGACAGGAGCAGGAGCACGAGCCGCAGCUCUUGAAGAAGAGCAUUAUGG